This is a messenger RNA of Centropristis striata (black sea bass), 1130 nucleotides long. RefSeq names its product cyclin-dependent kinase 2-associated protein 1. Gene Ontology annotation, cellular component: nucleus; cytoplasm. Lineage: Eukaryota; Metazoa; Chordata; Actinopteri; Perciformes; Serranidae. The transcript has 4 exons. The record is from RefSeq and is a predicted model, not a curated record. The coding region runs from base 213 to 551 and encodes 112 amino acids.
ACACUGGUCUGGGAUUGGGCCAGUGUGUGUCCAACCAUGUGGUCAAAGAGCUCCUGAUGGGACACACUGAGGAUUUAACUCUUUAUGUGAGUGGAAGAGGAGCGGACACACAUCCACAUGCCUCCAGAACAACAGGCUCCUUUAUCAACUUUUAUUUUAAAAGCACUUUUCUUUAUUGUUUAAUGUAGAAAAAGCUCUAUUCAUUCAUAUACAUGCGACAGGAAACAAUGGAUGCGCCCCCACAGACAAAGACAGUUGGAAGCCUCCAGUCUCCCUCAGCAGCUAACCUGGCCACGUUGCAGUCCUACAGGCCGCUCCUGAGUGACUAUGGACCUCCAUCUCUGGGAUUCUCACAGGGCUCCACCGGCAGCCAAGUGCCUCAGAACAAAUAUGCAGAGCUGCUGGCCAUCAUCGAAGAGCUCGGGAAGGAGAUCAGGCCCACAUAUGCUGGAAGUAAGAGUGCAAUGGAGAGACUGAAAAGAGGAAUAAUCCAUGCCAGAGGGUUGGUGCGUGAAUGCUUGGCUGAGACGGAGAGAAAUGCGCGCUCCUAGCUACAAACACACAUUCCUCCCUGCAAGAAGAAGAAGAAGAAGAACGAACAGUGUGCGUCUCACGAAAAAAAAAACAACAACUUGCAUGGCAUUUCCUUCAAGAAGAGGAAGUAAAUGAACAAAGGAUGGGAAAAGCAAGCUCCUAGAGAGAGAGAGAGAGAAAAAAAUUCAAUGACUCCUGGAGGAUCAUUUAAAUCAUGUGUGGGUUACUGGAAUUCAUGAGAGGGUAUCAUGUGUUUUUAUGCCCCACUUUUGGGAUCUUAAUUUUGACUUCAUAUUUAAAACCAUUGAUUUAUGCAUGCGAACGGGCCCGGGGGUUAACUGUAGACAGUGCAUGGCUUGUACAGGGGUAGAUGGAAAGGACUUGUUUUUGAUAGUAUUUUGGUCUGUUUUUCAGACCCUUAAAAAAACACACAUGACAGAGUGAGUGCGUGCGCGAGGGGCAAAGAUGUGCCAUAUGCAUCGGUUCAUUCAUGUUGAGGUUGGUUUUGGUAUAAAAGAAAAAAAAAAGGAAAAUGCUGUUACUUGCAUCUUUGUAUGUAUUUAUUACUCAGUGUAAUAAAUUGUAUUUUCAAUAGA